AUGGUAUUCACUGUGAUCGUUAUGAGUACCACGGAGCCGGAGGAAGCAUCGGGGAAGGAGCUCGGGAAGUCCUCCUCCCGUGCAAUUUUCAUGGCCGCAGCCGUAUUGGUAGGCCUCUAUGCCUUGAUCAUCUUCGAGCUGUGUCAUCGAACUAUAGCGGCAAUGCUCGGAGCGGCGGCGGCUAUCUCCUGCUUAGCCCUGGUCGGGAAAUGCCCCGACCUCAAUGAGGGUCUGUCACGGCUCGAUAUUGAAACCUUGAGUCUCCUAUUCGGCAUGAUGAUCAUCGUCGGGAUUUUCGGGGAGACCGGCUUCUUCGACUAUGUGGCCGUUCUCGCAUUCCGGUUGUCCAAGGGCAAGGUAUGGCCGAUGAUAACGGUUUUGUGCAUCUUCACCGCUGUCAUUUCUGCUUUCUUGGACAACGUGGCGACCAUGCUUCUGCUGACAGCCGUGACCAUCAGGCUGUGUGAGGUCAUGGACCUGGACCCGAAGAAAGUGCUCAUGAUGUUGGUCAUGUUCUCGAAUGUCGGGGGGUCAGCUACACCCAUCGGAGACCCGCCAAAUGUCAUCAUCAUUUCAAACUUGAAAGUGUUGGCCAGCGGAAUAAAUUUCACCACUUCCACUUUACACUUACUGCCUGGUGUAAUCCUCAGUGCUUUCGGUGUAUACUUAUUCCUGAGAGUGACGUACAGAGAUCCCCGCAGUCUGCGCAAACAAUCUCGACAGGUCGUCGACGGACAGCGCGGAACGGACUCAUGGCAUCAAGCGAGACAUUCAUCGCUUGGCAAGUCCCGAGGCGAAUCCUUCGAGCUCUCAAAUGUCGGGAGCAAGCUCUCGCAAUCAGAGUCGAACGAUGCAUCGGACCUUGAUUUCGAGCGAGUACUUGAGGAUCUUUCGUCCAAGUACAAGAUACGGAACCGACCGUUGCUUAUCAAGAGCGUGAUCGACGGUGAUGUUGAAGAUCGUGGCGAAUCCGAGGACCUGAAUAUCCCCAUUCAGCCUCUGAUAUAUGCUCUCGCUUUCGGGGCUUGUUUCGGCGGCAAUGGAACCCUUAUCGGCGCAUCGGCCAACGUCGUCUGCGCCGGAGUAGCCGAACACCAUGGUUACCGGAUAUUGUUCAUGGAUUUCUUCAGGGUCGGGUUCCCGGUGAUGGUGGUAUCGACAACUCUUGCGUCGGCUUGGUUGCUUCUAACUCACAUCGGUAUGGGAUGGCACUGA
Molecule: messenger RNA, 1215 nt
Organism: Galendromus occidentalis (western predatory mite)
Lineage: Eukaryota; Metazoa; Arthropoda; Arachnida; Mesostigmata; Phytoseiidae
Product: P protein-like
Exons: 10
Coding region: 1-1215 (404 amino acids)
Biological process (GO): transmembrane transport
Cellular component (GO): membrane
Source: RefSeq, a predicted model, not a curated record